CGCCUGUUUAGACUAAAUUGGGGCUAAUCAUAUCACUUUCAUCAAUUCACCGGAAAAAACCCUAAUGGUUCAUCUUCCCCCAAUUUUAUUUUUCUCUCCCAAAAAUUUUUCCGAACAAAAAAUCAAACCCUAAAUGGCAGCCAUUAUACAUGUUUUAGGAUUUUCCAGGUUUGUGUAUGGUUGAGAAUCAUCAUCAUCAUCAUGAGAAGGGGAUUUUAGUUUUUUUUUCUUUUUUUUUGUGAAUCUGCUUGUGUUUGGUGGUUGAUUGGAUCUGUUAAUUGAUUGAGAAUCAUCAGAAGAAUGAGAUUUUAGUUUUUUUGUAGUUUUUUUGAAUCUGCUGGGCCUUUGUUGUUAAUUUUUGUGGCAUCUAUUGAUUGAUGUGUGUUUGAAUUGUUCUUUUUGUAAUGGCAAACGGUUCAGAGAAUGGGGAGAUUGUUGUUUCGUCCAUUAGGACUGGUAUGAAACGGGAGUUUGCUAUGAUGAUGAAGGCUCAAGCUGAUUGGGACAUUGAUGUUGGUCAGAAGAGGGUUACAAGGACACCACAAUCGAGUCAGAAUAGUCCUGGUAACGUUAGCAAUGAUAAGGUUUAUGUGAAAAAGAGGAAAAGGGAGGUGAAAGAUGUGGUUGAUAGUGAAGAUUUGUCGAAUUUGAAGGUUGUUGGAAAGGAAUUAGAGAGUGAUGGAGUUGUGAAAAAAGAUGACAAUGUGGCUUUGUUGAGUGAAGAUUUGUCGAAUUCGAAGGUUGUUGGUGAAGAACUGGAGAGUGAUGGAGUUCAGAAAUUGGAUGAAAAUGUGGUUUUGUUGAGUGGAGAUUUGUCGAAUUCGAAGGUUGUUGAGGAAUUGGAGAGUGAUCGGGUUGUGAAAAAAGAUGACACUGUGGUUUUGUUGAGUGAAGAUUUGUCGAAUUCUAAGGUUGUUGGUGAGGAACUGGAGAGAGAUGGAAUUGUAACUAGGGAUGAAAAUGUGAUUAUUUUGAGUGAAGAGGAGGAGCCGAAGAGCGGUGUGGUGGAUUGCACUAGUGAUGAUGAGAAGAAAGCUAAGAUGGAUGAAGGAGUUGUUGGGUCUGGAGAAGAAGGGAAUGCUUGCUUGCAGAAUUGUGGAAAUGAUGCUACGACUGAAAAGGGCGAAUCAGCAAAAACCAAUGAUGAUUUUGAUGAAGAGAUGGCUGAAAUUGUUCCUGAAUUAGCUGUUACUGCUCAGGGUGAUGGUAAAGAUGAUCAAAAACGUGGGGAUGAUACUCAGAGUGAAAUGCCUACAACAGGGAAGGCCAGUGAUUUCAUUGUUGGAGCAAUGCCUGAAAUUGUUCCUGAAGCAGCUGUUACUGCUCAGGCUGAUGGUAAAAAUGUGCAAACUUGUCGAGGUGAUGCAAUGACUGAAAUGGCUAAAACAGUGAAGGCUAAUGAUUGCACUGUUGAAGCAAGGCCUGAAAUUGCUCCUGAAUUAGCUGUUACUGCUCAGGGUGAUGCUAAUGCAAAGAUUGAAAUGGCUAAAACAGUGAAGGCUAAUGAUUGCACUGUUGAAGCAAGGCCUGAAAUUGCUCCUGAAUUAGCUGUUACUGCUCAGGGUGAUGCUAACGAUGAGCAAUUACAGACACCUAUGAGGCGGUUUACUAGGUCUGCUCUGAAAACAGAAGAGGACACAGUGGUAUCUCAGUGCGAUAGAAUUAAGAUUGUGGGUGUCCAUGAAACAGAUUCUGUAGGUACCAUGUCUACACCUGCAAGGUUAGAGUUGAAGAUGUCCAAGAAAGUUGCACUGACUAAAAUUCCCACAAAGUUGAGAGAUCUUCUUGAAACAGGUUUGCUGGAGGGUUUAUCUGUUCGCUACAUUCGUGGCACUACAAAGGGGAGAGGGCGUCCUGCUAAAGGACUUCGCGGAGAGAUUAGAGGCUCAGGAAUAUUGUGCUUCUGUGAUAACUGUCAUGGGACAUCUGUUGUUACACCAAAUCAAUUUGAGCUGCAUGCCAAUAGUGCCAACAAACGUCCACCAGAAUACAUCUAUUUGGAGAAUGGAAAAAGUCUGAGGGAUGUAUUGAGUAUGUGUAAAGAUGCUUCUUCUGAUGAAGUAGAGAUGGUAAUAAAAAAUGCCAUCGGGAGUGCAGACGCUAAAAUAAAUGCUUCAGCAUGUAUGACUGCACAGGAGUUCCAAUCUCCCCCUGUUCCAAGUGGUGAAGCUAGUAGCAGGUCUACAUCAUCUGCGCCUGCUACAAAGUUGACCGAUCGAAUGCCCUCUGGCAGUGGAACUCAAAGUAAAGCUCACGGAAAGUUAACUAGAAAGGAUCUGCGCAUGCACAAACUUGUGUUCGAGGAGGAUGCACUUCCUGAUGGAACUGCAUUAGCAUAUUAUGUCCGUGGACAGAAAUUGCUGGAGGGUUAUAAGAAAGGUCAUGGAAUUUUUUGCUACUGUUGCAAUACUGAGGUUAGCCCUUCACAGUUUGAGGCUCAUGCAGGUUGCGCUUCACGUCGGAAGCCUUAUUUGUACAUAUAUACUUCCAACGGGGUAUCUCUGCAUGAGUUGUCUAUUAAACUUUCAAAAGAACGAAGGUCCUCAGCUGAGGAAAAUGAUGAUCUCUGCUCUAUAUGUGCUGAUGGAGGGGACCUCCUGUGCUGUGACAAUUGUCCAAGAGCUUUCCAUACCGAGUGUGUUUGUUUGCCAAGUAUUCCCACCGGUACCUGGUAUUGUAAAUACUGUGAAAACAUGUUUGCAAAAGAAAGAUUCGUUGAGAACAAUGCCAAUGCUAAAGCUGCUGGGAGGGUUGCUGGAGUUGAUGCCAUCGAGCAGAUAACAAGACGAUGCAUUCGCAUGGUGGAAACUUUAGAGACUGAAGUUAGUGUUUGUGUGCUCUGCAGGGAUCAGGAUUUCAGCAAAUCAGGAUUUGGCCCGCGGACAGUUAUAAUUUGUGAUCAGUGUGAGAAGGAGUAUCAUGUUGGAUGUUUGAAGGAGCACAACAUAGAUGACUUACAGGAAUUGCCAAAAGACAAAUGGUUUUGCUGCACAGAUUGCAGUAGAAUUCAUGUUGCUCUGGAAAAGGUGGUAUCAGAUGGAGAACAGAAUAUUCCUGAGUCUCUAUUGGAAGUCUUGAAGGCAAAGAAUGAAGGAAAAGGUUCAGUGAAUAACUCCAGGCUUGACAUUAAAUGGCGUCUGCUAAGUGGUAAAAUGUCAUCAGAAGAGACAAGGGUCUGGCUUUCUAGUGCUGUUUCAAUUUUCCAUGAACAAUUUGACCCAAUUGCUGAUGCAAGUACUAGCCGUCUAGAUUUGAUCCCACACAUGGUCUAUGGAAGGAGUUUCAAGGACCAAGACUAUGGAGGGAUGUUCUGCGCAAUAUUAUUGGUCAAUUCAUUGGUUGUUUCUGCUGGCAUUUUCCGUGUUUUUGGGAAGGAAGUGGCUGAACUCCCUUUAGUUGCUACAAGUACUAAUUGUCAAGGACAGGGUUACUUCCAAUCUCUGUUUUCUUGUAUAGAGAACCUUUUGCGGUCCCUGAAAGUAGAAAACCUUGUACUUCCGUCCGCAGAAGAAGCAGAGGCAAUCUGGACAAAUAGAUUUAGCUUUACAAAGAUCCCUGAAGAACAGAUGAAGCAGUAUCGGAAAAAUUAUCAGAUGAUGGUUUUCUCUGGAACAUCCAUGCUGCAGAAGCAAGUGGGGGGGCUCUCAACUUGAUGAAAACAAUUUUAUUUUAGAAGAUGCAUGAUUUGUUGUGCAGAUAUUUUGUGGAAAAUGGUUUCGAUUUUUCUGUAAGACAAGGGAUGUACAGCGGCUCUAGUUUCAGUUUGGUGGGGGUAUAUAUGGGGAAUAGCUUAGACAUCGUAUGUUAGUUACCCUGUGAAUGUUACAUCAGUUGUUAGUAGGAGCUAUGGUUCCGAAACGUUGGAUUAUCUCAGUUGUGGAAGUUGGUAAACUGUGAAAUUCAGCAGGAUUUAGAUUAUAGCGUGCUGUCUUGUUUUAUCUCUUAUAUGAGAAAAUGAGGAUGUUCAGUGCUGCUGUAAAAUGGCUCCAUUUUUGCUACAUUAGCAAUUGAAAAGUAGCCUUAGUUUAUCA
Molecule: messenger RNA, 4031 nt
Organism: Solanum pennellii
Lineage: Eukaryota; Viridiplantae; Streptophyta; Magnoliopsida; Solanales; Solanaceae
Exons: 17
Coding region: 405-3653 (1082 amino acids)
Source: RefSeq, a predicted model, not a curated record